Messenger RNA from Perognathus longimembris pacificus (Pacific pocket mouse), 2289 nucleotides. It is a transcript of the gene Cog8, whose product is annotated as component of oligomeric golgi complex 8. Gene Ontology annotation, biological process: intra-Golgi vesicle-mediated transport; N-terminal protein amino acid modification; peptidyl-methionine modification. Gene Ontology annotation, cellular component: mitochondrion; COG complex. Bases 74 to 2026 code for a protein of 650 amino acids. Gene Ontology annotation, molecular function: peptide deformylase activity. NCBI's taxonomy places the organism in Eukaryota, Metazoa, Chordata, Mammalia, Rodentia, Heteromyidae. The record is from RefSeq and is a predicted model, not a curated record. The transcript is spliced from 6 exons.
GUUACUUCCGGUCCCAGGUGCGGAGCCGGCGCCCUCACGGGUGUGGAGGGGAAGUAACGGAGCUGCUCGGAAGAUGGCGGCGGUGGAGACUGUCCAGACUGUCCCGACUUCAACGACGGCGUCGGCCACGGCGACAGCCACGGCAGCGGCUCUUGGGGAGGUGGAGGAUGAAGGGCUGUUGGCGUCGCUCUUCCGGGACCGCUUCCCCGAGGCCCAGUGGCGGGAGCGACCCGACGUGGGCCGCUACCUCCGGGAGCUGAGCGGCUCGGGGCUGGAGCGGCUGCGGCGGGAGCCGGAGCGCCUGGCGGAGGAGCGGGCGCAGCUGCUGCAGCAGACGCGGGACUUGGCCUUCGCCAACUACAAGACCUUCAUCCGCGGCGCCGAGUGCACCGAGCGCAUCCACCGCCUCUUCGGUGACGUGGAGGAGUCGCUCGGCCGCCUCCUGGACCGCCUGCCCGGCUUCCAGCAGAGCUGCAGGAACUUUGUGAAGGAGGCCGAGGAGAUCAGCUCCAACCGCCGGAUGAACACUCUCACUUUGAACCGGCAUACGGAAAUCUUGGAAAUCUUGGAGAUUCCUCAGCUCAUGGAUACCUGUGUCCGGAACAGCUAUUACGAAGAGGCCCUGGAACUUGCUGCCUAUGUACGUCGACUGGAAAGGAAAUAUUCCUCCAUCCCCGUCAUCCAGGGCAUUGUGAAUGAAGUGCGCCAGUCCAUGCAGCUGAUGCUGAGCCAGCUGGUCCAGCAACUGAGGACCAACAUCCAGCUGCCUGCCUGCCUGCGUGUCAUUGGCUACCUGAGGCGCAUGGAUGUCUUCACCGAAGCUGAGCUAAGGGUGAAGUUUCUUCAGGCCCGAGAUGCUUGGCUUCGCUCCAUCCUGACUGCCAUCCCAACGGAUGAUCCCUAUUUCCAUAUCACAAAGACCGUUGAGGCCUGCCGGGUGCACCUCUUUGAUAUCAUCACUCAGUACCGUGCCAUCUUCUCCGAUGAAGAUCCCCUGCUGCCACCCCCUGUGGGGGAGCACACCGUGAAUGAAGGUGCCAUCUUCCAUGGGUGGGUGCUGCAGAAGGUCUCACAGUUCCUGCAGGUGCUGGAGGCUGACCUUCACCGUGGGAUCGGUGGCCGCCUAGACUCACUGCUGGGCCAGUGCAUGUACUUUGGUUUGUCAUUCAGCCGGGUGGGGGCCGAUUUCCGGGGCCAGUUGGCUCCUGUUUUUCAGCGGGUAGCCAUUACCACUUUUCAGAAAGCAAUUCAAGAAGCAAUGGAGAAAUUCCAAGAUGAAAUGAAUUCCUACACCCUCAUCUCAGCUCCAACCAUCCUGGGCAGCAGUAGCAUGCCUGCUGCCAUUCCAGCCACCCAGCCGGGGACACUGCAGCCACCCAUGGUGCUGUUAGACUUCCCACCCCUUGCCUGCUUCCUCAACAACAUCCUGGUCGCCUUCAAUGACCUGCGUCUCUGCUGCCCCGUGGCCCUCGCUCAGGAUGUGACACGGAUCUUGGAGGACGCCCUUGCCAAGGUAACCAAAAUAAUCCUGGCUUUCCAUCGUGCGGAGGAGGCCGCCUUCAGCAGUGGGGAGCAGGAGCUCUUUGUCCAGUUCUGCACUGUCUUCCUGGAAGACCUGGUUCCUUAUUUAAAUCGCUGCCUUCAAGUCCUUUUUCCACCAGCUCAGAUAGCACAGACUUUAGGCAUUCCACCCAGCCAGCUCUCCAGGUAUGGAAGCCUUGGGCAUGUCAACGUCAGCGUCAUCCAGGAGCCUCUGGCCUUCAUCCUGCCUAAGAGAGAGACGGACUUUUCUCUGGACGAUCCGGAGCUGAUGGCCAAGCUUCCCGCCGCGGCCCCGGAGCCUGCCACCGCUCCAGCCCAGGAGGAGGGACUGGACCCCGGAGGAGAGCAGGUGGUGUGGACUGCGCAUGGGUGGACUGCGCGAAUCAUUCAGCAUGAGAUGGACCACUUACAGGGGUGCCUGUUCAUUGACAAGAUGGACAGCAGGACCUUUACAAAUGUCCACUGGAUGGAGGUGAAUGACUGAGGCAUGUGUGGCAGGCUAAGGAUCUGGGUAGAUGAUGCAGACUUGUCAGCCUGAGCUCUACGCAUCUCAUGUGCUGCAUCCUGGAAUUGGCUCCAAUCUGACAGCAAACAGCAGGCUGCUGAUACAUGCUGAGAAUUGGAGGGGAAUUGUAGCAAUGUUUGCCCCAAAUCAGCUUUGGGUAAAAUACUAACUUGAGAAAUGAACAUCUCCUUGAAGGAGUGGACUAUAUCGUAUGGAGAGAAGUAAACCAUUCUCAGUAAAAA